Oppiella nova is the source of this 3547-nucleotide messenger RNA. NCBI's taxonomy places the organism in Eukaryota, Metazoa, Arthropoda, Arachnida, Sarcoptiformes, Oppiidae. The record is from the annotation of a GenBank genome assembly.
CAUUGAGUGAAGGGUUGGGCAAAGAGUGUGUUGUUGUGGUUGGACUCGAGUGACAGUGUCUGAAGAGGACACCAAUUGACUCAUUGUUUACUUAAUUAGUGCCAAAUCGCGACCACCGAAGACAAUGAGGCCAUUAGUUCCGUCUCAACAGAAAUUGGCUGAAAAGCUGACAGUUCUUAACGACAGAGGAAUAGGAAUGUUGACCAGGAUUUACAACAUUAAGAAGGCUUGUGGUGACUCCAAGUCGAAGCCAUCGUUUCUGUCGGACAAGACACUGGAGUCGGCCAUAAAACAUGUGAUCCGCCGGUUCCCCAACACCGACAUCAGAGGCAAUAGUAGCCAAUUGGGAGCCGUCUUCAACAUAAGACAAGACAUAAUGAAGUCUUUGUCGUUAUAUUAUUAUACUUUCGUCGACCUCUUGGACUUCAAAGACCACGUGAGCGAACUGCUGACAACUAUGGACGCGUGUCAGCUACAGCUGGACAUCGAAUUCAACUUCGAUAUGACGAAAGCAUAUUUGGAUCUAAUCGUGACAUAUGUCUCACUAAUGAUUCUGUUGUCUCGAGUCGAAGACCGGAAGGCAGUGUUGGGUCUCUUCAAUACGGCUCAUGAGAUGAUUCAUCAGCACUCGGACAACAGUUUCCCGCGUUUGGGACAAUUGAUUGUCGACUACGACCCGCCACUCAAGAAGUUGUCCGAAGAGUUCAUUCCUCACUCGAAGCUCUUGUGUCAGGCGCUCACAUCACUUCAUAAGGUGUUUCCGAUGCGUAACCUUCCGGCAGAUGAGUGGCGUAAGUGUCAGUUACUGAGUCUUGUGGCCAAUCCCUCGCAAAUGCUGAAUCCGGCGCAGACCGACAUAAUUCAGUGCGAAUACCUGUCCAUCGAUACUAUGGAGCGAUAUAUUAUAUACGGCUUCCUAUUGAUUCACCAGUACUUGAAUCAAGCAAUAACUCAGGAUCUGUUCACAAAAGCUCUGCACUGCGGAUGGGUUACCACUCUGUUCAGGGAUGAAGUACUCCAUACGCACGCAUUCAUUCAGCAAUACUUUGAAUCACAUAAGGGUUACAACAAAAGAGUCUCUGAAGUGAAAGACGCCUACAAUUGGGUUCUUCAGCACAGCGGACACAUUCAUAGAGAGCGGCGAAAAUUUUUGCGAACAGCGCUUAAAGAGUUGGGUCUCAUUCUGACGGACCAACCGGGACUGUUAGGUCCCAAAGCAUUGCUCGUAUUCAUGGGACUGUCAUUCGCGAGGGAUGAGGUUUACUGGCUUUUAAGACAUUGCGAUAAUCCUCCCGUCAGACAAGGAAAAGCCAAAUCACAAUCCGAUGAUCUGAUUGAUAGACAACUUCCGGAACUGCUCUUCCAUAUGGAGGAGUUGAGAGCUUUAGUGAGAAAAUAUAAUCAAGUGAUACAACGAUAUUAUGUCCAAUACCUCACCGGUUAUGACGCCAUAGCUCUCAACCAAAUCAUGCAAAACGUCUCAAUGAUGCCCGAAGAGGACUCUAUAAUCUUAGAGUCUGCCCAUCAGGUUAUCUCCAACCUGUCCGUCAAACAGGUCGAGAACAACGAACUCUUUGACUUCAGAGGCUUAAGACUCGAUUGGUUUAGACUUCAGGCCUAUUGCAGUGUCAAUCGAUAUCCAAUGCAUUUGUUUGAACACAAAGAUUUAGCCGUUUUGUUGAAUACUAUUAUAUUUCACACCCGAAUGGUUGACGAUUUGGACCAAAUUAUUACCGAAACCUCCGAUGUAUCUCUUUUCUGCUUUUUCAGUAAACUAUUUGACGAUCAGUUCCACAUGUGUUUGGAAUUCCCGGCGCAGACCCGAUAUAUCGUUGCAUUCCCUCUCAUAUGCAGUCACUUCAUGAACUGUACGCACGAGCUCUGCCCCGAAGAGCGCCAUCAUAUCGGUGACCGAUCCCUAACAAUGGUUAACGGAUUUCUGGAUGAGAUGUCUAAAGAGGCAAAGAAUAUAAUCACAACUAUUUGUGACGAACAGUGUCUCCUAUCAGAUAAGUUGUUGCCCAAACAUGUGGUCCCAUAUUUGGCACAAUUGUUGACCAAAAAGAAGAGCAAUAAGAAGAGAGAUAAAGUACUCCAAGAAGAGGACAAACCCGGGUCUGAGAGCUAUCGCAGGAGUAGAGAGGAGUUGACAACUAUGGAUAAACUGCAUAUGGCUUUGACUGAACUGUGUUUUGCAAUCAACUAUUGCGGAACAAUCCUUGUGUGGGACCACACAUUCGCUCCGCGAGAAUAUUUGACACAACACUUGGAAACGCGAUUUAAUAAAGCAUUGGUGGGAAUGGUUAUGUAUAACCCGGAGACUAAUGAAAUCGCCAAGCCUUCCGAACUGUUAGUGUCGGUGCGAUCCUAUAUGAAUGUAUUGCAAAGCAUCGAAAACUACGUACAUAUCGACAUCACCCGUGUAUUCAAUAAUGUUUUACUACAACAAACUCAGCCACAGGACAGUCAUGGAGACAAAACCAUUACCACUCUCUAUACGAACUGGUAUUUAGAAGUACUGUUGCGAAGAGUAAGCGCCGGACAUAUCUGUUAUUCGCCGAUUCAAAAGGCAUUCGUCACUCUUAUGAUCGACGGACAGAUCCCCUUCUGUGCCGAAGAGUUCUCUGAUAUCAAUGAACUUCGAAGUUUGGCUGAACUGAUCGGACCCUAUGGUAUGAAAUAUCUGAAUGAGAGCCUUAUGUGGCACAUCGCCAGCCAAGUGACCGAACUUAAGAAAUUGGUUGUACUAAACAAAGAUGUAUUGGUAGGCCUGCGCUCUAAUUAUGAUAAACCAGAACAGAUGAAAGAGUUAUUUAGAAGACUGCAAAAUGUUGAUAGUGUUCUGCAAAGAAUGUCAAUCAUUGGAGUGAUUAUUUGCUUCCGAAGUCUGGCUCAGGACGCACUCAAUGAUUGUCUGUCAGAACGGAUACCAUUCCUCUUAAGUUCUAUCGUUGACUUCAAACAUCAUGUCAUGAAUGGAGACUCAAUGAUCGUGAGUGAGAUGGCGAGUGCGACCGGUCUUCCCUGUAAAGUAGAUCCAGCGCUAGUGAGUGCCCUUCGCUCUCAGAAAUGCGAGUUGGGUGAAGACGAGUACCAAAUGGCAUGUCUUCUAAUGGUGUUCAUCGCUGUAUCGCUUCCAAAGUUGGCUCGAAAUGAGUCCUCAUAUUACAAGCCGUCACUCGAAGCGCACGCCAAUAACGUUCACUGUUUGGCGCACGCCAUCAACGGCAUCGCCGGCGCCCUCUUCACCAUCUGUGGGGUCAACGACAUCGAGGAACGGCUGAAGGAGUUCUUAGCGCUGGCGUCGUCCAGUCUGUUGCGCUUAGGACACGAACCCGACAAAGAAAUGGUGAGAAAUCGAGAAUCCAUUUACCUGUUGCUCGAUAUGAUAGUACAGGAAAGUCCGUUCCUCACUAUGGAUCUGUUGGAGUCGUGCUUUCCGUACGCUUUACUCCGCAACGCAUACCACGCCGUCUAUAAGUCUGACGGCUCGGCGCUCGUCAUCUAAUCUUAUAUUUUAUACCACUUUUUAAUAUAAUUUGUAAAU